Penicillium atrosanguineum is the source of this 489-nucleotide messenger RNA. Its product is annotated as carbohydrate binding domain-containing protein. The coding region runs from base 1 to 489 and encodes 162 amino acids. The record is from RefSeq and is a predicted model, not a curated record. Lineage: Eukaryota; Fungi; Ascomycota; Eurotiomycetes; Eurotiales; Aspergillaceae. Gene Ontology annotation, molecular function: hydrolase activity, acting on glycosyl bonds. The transcript is spliced from 2 exons.
AUGUCUCUCUCAGCGUGCAAUGCGGUGGUCAACCCAUCUUUCGAGUCUGGCGUUCUGUUCCCCUGGCGCGCUUCUGCCGCCAACGUUGCGACUGUUAGCAAUGCAGACAGUGCUUACAGCGGUGAAUACUAUUUAAACCUGCAAACCGCCAUUGACAACGGCGGCAACACCAUCUCUCAAAAUCUCGAGAAUCUCAAGCGCGGUACGAAAUACGACUUCAGCGCAGAGGUUCAGAUCCCCGGAGAGGGCGCCAGUUACUGCUUAGUCUACGUCUACAUGGGCCGCAAUGAGACUAUCGGCCAGGUUGCCACUGAGUACGUGUCGGACUUUGAGAAGUGGGUUUCUGUUACCGGAAGCUAUACCCCGAAGAGAUCCGAGGAUCGCUUGAGCAUUAUUGCUGCGUGUGACUUCGAGGAUAAUUCGGUUACGGGCCGGGUUUAUAUUGAUGAUGUUAUUUUCGCGCCGAGUGGAAGCUGUGGGUCGAACUAG